Messenger RNA from Haliotis rufescens (red abalone), 490 nucleotides. Its product is annotated as U3-aranetoxin-Ce1a-like. Lineage: Eukaryota; Metazoa; Mollusca; Gastropoda; Lepetellida; Haliotidae. The coding region runs from base 16 to 441 and encodes 141 amino acids. The transcript has 2 exons. The record is from RefSeq and is a predicted model, not a curated record.
AUUAUCUGCCCUGACAUGUUAUCGGUAGUGUUGAAAGAUAAGAUUGUUUCAGAUGACCCAAUUGUAGACAACUACAAGGCUGUUCAAAUGAAGACAUUGUGUUUGAUUGCAGUUGUACUUGGCGUUGUUGCGUGUGACAAGUGGACCACGCCGUCCAUGAUGUAUCAGUGUCGCACCAACGCCGACUGCGCCCACCAACAGUGCUGUGUUCUCUCACCCAUUAUCAAGAAACGGCAGAUUUUAUUGGAUCCUUUCUACAGCCAUACAUGCGAUGCGCUGAAAGACGAGAGCUCUGAUUGGUGCAUGAUCCAGUCACAGUAUUCCCCCAUCGCCCGCCAUUACAGUAUGUCCUGCCCGUGCAAGCCUGGCCUCCAUUGUAAGAGACCGGAUGUUCCCAUGCCUAAUUAUGGAGGCAGAUUUGGAAAAUGUGUUAAACAAUAAUGUUGCAAAACAAUAUAUAACUAUAUAUAAUAUAGUGCAUUUCGUUUCA